Exophiala spinifera is the source of this 1566-nucleotide messenger RNA. RefSeq lists its product as uncharacterized. Gene Ontology annotation, biological process: transmembrane transport. NCBI's taxonomy places the organism in Eukaryota, Fungi, Ascomycota, Eurotiomycetes, Chaetothyriales, Herpotrichiellaceae. Gene Ontology annotation, molecular function: transmembrane transporter activity. Gene Ontology annotation, cellular component: plasma membrane; fungal-type vacuole membrane. The record is from RefSeq and is a predicted model, not a curated record. Bases 1 to 1566 code for a protein of 521 amino acids. The transcript is spliced from 5 exons.
AUGGCCGUCUCUUACGAAAAGUCAGGUUACGACCUGGAAUAUCAACCCGAACAGAUCCCGACCGGUGGGAAGCAUCGCUCCGUCGUCGCGCCCGACGCUUCAGGUGCUGUCCAUGGCGAAUCGUUUGUGGCAGGUGAUACUUUGUAUGCUAAGCUGCAGCGUUUGGCUGGACGAUUUGGUGUGGAACAACGUGGCAUCGAGCGCGUCCCUGAAGAUGAGAGGACCGACAAGUCAACGUUGAAGGUUGGCACGAUGUGGUUGGCUGCGAACAUGGUGGUUUCGUCCUUCGCCAUCGGUGUCCUUGCUGUUCCUGUCUUUGCGCUCGGCUUCGUCGAUUCCUUCUUGGCAAUUCUAUUUUUCAACCUUCUGGGUAUCUUGCCCGUGUGCUUUUUCUCGACGUUUGGGCCGAAAUUCGGUAUGAGACAGAUGAUUUUGUCGAGAUUCUGGUUUGGAUACUACGGUGUCAAAGUGAUUGCCAUCUUCAACUGCCUCGCUUGCCUGGGCUGGUCGAGCGUCAAUGUCAUCGUCGGCUCUCAACUCAUCCACGCCGUCAACCCUGAUGUCCCUGGUUAUGCGGGCAUCAUCAUCAUCGCGGCCUGCACUUUCCUCGUCACCCUCUUCGGAUACAAGGUGGUGCACAUGUACGAGAUGAUCUCGUGGGUCCCAUGCUUCAUCAUCUUCCUCAUCGUGCUGGGCGAAUUCGCGCACCACGGCUCGUUCGAGAACUUGCCCAUGGGAAGCGGAGCGGGCGAGACGGGAAGUAUCUUAUCAUUCGGCGCGUCGGUGUUUGGCUUUGCUACGGGCUGGUCAAGUUACGCAAGUGAUUAUACCUGCUACCAACCAGUCACCACGUCACGCCUCAAAGUCUUCAUCUACGUCUUCAUCGGCCUCUUCUUCCCGCUGAUGUUCACCGAGGCGCUUGGCCUGGCCAUUGCCACCGCGACCGUCAACGACCCAGCGUUUGCAUCCGCAUACGAGGCCAACGCCGUCGGUGGGCUCUUGCACCAAGUACUCGUGCCCCCGUUGGGCGGGUUCGGCAAAUUCUGUCUCAUCAUUCUCGCGCUCAGCAUCGUCGGAAACAACUGCCCCAACAUCUACAGUUUGACCUUCAGUCUCCAGAUUCUGACCCACUACGCCCAGAAAGUGCCGCGCUUCCUCUGGACGUUCGUCGGCACCCUCGUCUACGUCGCGAUCGCCAUCCCCGGGUAUAGUCACUUUGAAGACGUCCUCGAGGAUUUCAUGUUGAUCAUCGGGUAUUGGCUUGCUAUCUACACGGCCAUUUCUCUCCCCGAGCACUUCCUCUUCAAGAAGGGCUUCAAGGGAUAUACCCCUGAACACUACGAUCAGCCGAAAUGCCUACCUCCUAGCUUUGCCGCCCUGGGGGCCUUUUGCUUUGGGAUUGUUGGAGCUGUCAUGGGCAUGGCUCAAGUAUGGUACAUCGGUCCGAUAGGGAAAUUGAUCGGAACCGGAUACGGCGGAGAUAUCGGAUUCGAACUGGCUUUCGGAUUUGCCGCGUCGACGUAUCUUGUGUUUAGGACUUUUGAAAUUCGAUAUUUCCAUCGUUGA